Molecule: messenger RNA, 1165 nt
Organism: Dipodomys ordii (Ord's kangaroo rat)
Lineage: Eukaryota; Metazoa; Chordata; Mammalia; Rodentia; Heteromyidae
Gene: Tnfrsf14
Product: tumor necrosis factor receptor superfamily, member 14
Exons: 8
Coding region: 159-902 (247 amino acids)
Biological process (GO): negative regulation of alpha-beta T cell proliferation; defense response to Gram-negative bacterium; positive regulation of T cell migration
Cellular component (GO): external side of plasma membrane
Molecular function (GO): protein binding
Source: RefSeq, a predicted model, not a curated record
CUGGGAAGGAGAGCUGCUGUCUGGGCCCAGCCUGAGGCUCAGCCCUGCUCCCCAUUCUCUUUUACUUUCAGUUUUGAUUGCUGUGACUUUCUGAGCCCCAGAAUGGAGACAGGCCCUGCUGGUGGGGCUCCUGAGCCUGUGAGAUCCUGAUCAACGGCAUGGAGGCCUGGCCAGAAUGGGGGUCUACCCCCCAGAGCUGGGCACCCGCGGCCAGCGUCCUGAGACUGGGGCUGUGUCUCUUUCUCCUGGGCUGCCAGCAGCGUGUCCUGGCCCAGCACCUGUGCCCCGAGGAGGAGUAUCCAGUGGGCACUGAGUGCUGCCCGAAGUGCAACAAAGGUUACCAUGUGAAGCAAGUCUGCAGCGAGCUGACAGGCACCGUGUGCAUGGCCUGCCCCCCGGGGACGUUCACGGCCCACCCCAACGGCCUGAGCCAGUGUCUGCCCUGCCGACAAUGUGAGCCAGACAUGGGCUUGGUGACGGAGCAGACGUGCCUCAGCACGCAGGACACGGUGUGCCGCUGCAGCCAGGGCCACUUCUGCCAGGAUGGAGACAGUGUGUCGUGCAUGGCCUGCUUGUCACACAGCACCUGCCACCCAGGCCAGAGCGUGCUCCAGAGAGGCACUGACAAGCAGGACACAGUGUGUGCUGACUGCCAGCCUGGCACCUUCUCGCCAAAUGGGACACUAGAACAAUGUCUGCCUUGGACCAAGUGCAGUACAUGGAUGGAGAAGGAAGCGGUGCCUGGGACCAACAGAACCGACGUCACUUGCUCCUUCAAGGGGAGCAAGGGCUUUGUCCUGCUUUUGACCAUCCUCAUCCUGGCUCUGCUUGCUCUGGUCAUGCUAUCAAUCUACAUGCUGAAGAAAAGACUCAGGACUUCGGGCUCUCGUGAUGUCAUCUAACCAGGUUUUUAUUCUGGAUUUAUCUGGCAGCAGAAUAGAUGAGAUGAAGCCAAUGAAUCUACAGUCUCGGAAGCCCCGCCAGCCGCACCCGCCGCACGGGAGAGAGCCGGUCAGGGACGCCCGUGGUUGGAUCUACAGCCUGUGUGACCUGUAGGACAGCGCCUGCUGGACACCAUGUGAGAAUGGCGCCCAUCCUGGGCAGGUCCCAGCUUCCCACAGCAGGAAGGAUGAGUCACCACACGCCUCCCCGUCCACCAAACGGG